GUGAUUAUCUAUCAUGAAUGUUGCAUUCAGUCUCAUUUUGCCACAUGAAGCUUCUGAGCAAACUCCAAAAAGAGUAUUUGAUGUCAAUUUAUGUCAUAAUCUAACGAUCAUUCGCUCCUAAAAAUCAGAUGGUAUGCAGUCAUGAUUUUCUUUCAGAGCAUUGCAUUUUGCUUCUUUAUCUCAGACCUGCACUUAUCUGCCAUUUAUGCACUUGAAACGUGUCAGACUGCCUGGUUUGACGAUGGAGAUGUUUCGAGAGAAGGUGACUCGGAGCUCUUGACUGACCUGAGAAGCAAACAUGGACGCAUGAUCUGCUCUGAGCCAGUGGACAUGGAGGCUCAGACUGUUGCCGGGAUCAAGUCUCAGCACACGUGGAACAUCUUCCACACCCACAAUGCGUCCGAGGGCCUUUUGUGCCUCAACAGAGAGCAAGCCUGGGGUCUAUGUGAAGAUUACAAGGUCAAGUUCACCUGUUCUGGAGAUUUCUGUUCAGCUUGCCAGACGGGCUGGUUUGACUUGGAUGACCCCGAAGGACAUGGAGAUUUUGAGCUCCUCGGUGAUCUGCUCCUCAAGUACCCCGGAGAGAUCUGCCCCCGGCCGAUAGCCAUCCAAGCCCAGGUCGUUUCCGUAGGGUCUCCCUCCAGUACUCCAGAGACAUUCUUAAACCUGGAUCCUACACAUGGGUUUGCAUGUUGGAAUGCAGAUCAGAUUGACAAGAGCUGUGAAGACUACAAGGUCAGGUUCACGUGUCCCGAAGAGUUCUGUCAAGUGUCAGAGUGCCGCACACGAUGGUUCAAUAGCGAUGUUGACCAAUCAGACGAGGGUGACGUGGAGGCCUUGUAUCAGCUGAUGAAGGCUUACCCGAAUCAGGUCUGCGGGAAUCCGCUCCAAAUAGAGGCCAGGACAAAAGACGGCUUGCCUUCGAAACACACGGGAGACAUCUUCCUCUUCUACGAUGUUAUUUUUGGGUUUGCAUGCAUCAAUGAGAAUCAGAAGAGUGCAAAACAAUGCGAGGAUUACAAAGUGGUGCUGACGUGUCCCUCCGAUUUCUGUCACACUUGCAGGACUGGCUGGUUCAACGUAGACAAUCCUACCAACGGCGGCGAUUACGAGACUCUCGACAAAGUGCAAAGGGUGAAUGCUGCGGGGGUCUGCUCUCAGCCUGUAGCGGUGGAGGCCAUGACAGUAUCUGGCAUCCCAGCGCACAAGACCGGCGAUGUAUUUCAAACGUAUGACGCUACUCACGGCUUCGCGUGUGUGAAUGAUGAGCAGACCGAGAAACAAUGCGAAGACUACAAGGUUCGAUUCACCUGCCCACCGGACUUCUGCGCCUGAACCUGCAGUCUCGUAUCUUUUGUAUUAGUCGAGCAUAAGGACAUCAACAUCUCUUAAUGAUUAUUGUUAGGCGAUGAUUCAAAGCCUCACUCCUCUAAACAAAAAUAUUUAAUGUGUCCAUCAUGCACGAUAAUCUUCCCAAAGCGGUGUGACUCUGACACCUAAGGCUGUCUGGAACUCACAUCGAGUUUUUCUGAGACUUGUAAAUGCAUGUUGGAAUCCAUGAAAAAGAUAAAGCACACUUGAAGUUUGAAAAGUCCUUACACUUUGUAGGAGAGCGUGCUUUUUUUCAGUGUCCAAUAAAUCUAGUAAAAGCUAUUUUA
Molecule: messenger RNA, 1658 nt
Organism: Hippocampus comes (tiger tail seahorse)
Lineage: Eukaryota; Metazoa; Chordata; Actinopteri; Syngnathiformes; Syngnathidae
Exons: 11
Coding region: 142-1335 (397 amino acids)
Source: RefSeq, a predicted model, not a curated record